GGAAAUUAAUGGAAUCUGAAGACUUUGACUGGAACGACUACUUUGGUCAAGAGAUGAAUGAUGUUAUGCCAAAAAUAAGUCCAAUUGAUGAAGAAUCUGGAGAACUUAAAAUAGGCAACAAGUUUGAAUACUCUGAUUCUAUUUACUUCAAAUUCCUAGAUGAAGGAUAUGAACUAUGAUUCUCUAAAGUUCCGGAUUCAGGAGCUGCUGUUUUAGCUCAUGUAACCUUAUACAAUUCUGGGAUUGAAACUUUUAGCCAAUAUAAAGGGAAGCUUCCGCAUAAUAUAACUUGGAAAGGAACUGAUGCAAUUCCAAUGAACAAUACAGCUAUUAUUCGUAGAUUUGGAGAUACUUAUGUCAAAGGAGGGGGAACAGUCAAUGUCUUCCUGAACUACCCAGAGCUAGGAGUUGGCUUCACUUUUCUGAACAGGUCAUGGCAUGAUAAUGAGAAUCCUCUAAUCCAUAUCACAGUUUGUAGACCAGCCAAGCUUAAAAGAGCUCCAAAAUGUUGUAUCUGUCUUGAGGAAGCUAAAGAUUUGACUUGUCCCAACUGCCCAACAGUUAGAUAUUGUAGUGAAACAUGUAAAAAGAACUUUGAAGCAGUGCAUAUCUGAGAUUUUUAGUGUUUCAAAAUACUCAAAA
Messenger RNA from Moneuplotes crassus, 642 nucleotides. NCBI's taxonomy places the organism in Eukaryota, Ciliophora, Spirotrichea, Euplotida, Euplotidae. The record is from the annotation of a GenBank genome assembly.